GCAAGUGGCAUUGUCUAGCUCUUUUUUUAUGGUUGCGUAAUAUAAGCAUAUGCCACAUCUCCUUUAUUCAUUCAUCAGUUGAUGGACACUUGGGUUGUUCCUCUAUCUUGGCUUCUAUAAAUAAUGCUGCAGUAAACAUAAGUGUGUAUGUGUCUUUUCGAAUGAGUACUUUUGUAUUCCUUGAGGAAAUACCCAGUAGUAGAGUUAAUGGAUUAUAUGGUAAUUCUAUUUUUAAUUUUUUGAGGAACCUCCGUAUUGUUUUCCCCAGUAGCCGCGUCCGUUUGCAUUCCUGUCAGCUCUGUGCAAAGAUUCCUUUUUGUUCAAGUCACAAAGAGGAUCAGAUGCCACCUGACAGUUUGAACUCUGUAGAAAGGUAUUUCUUAAGAAUUGAACUCCUUGGGAGAAAAUGCUUUUGUCUGUUUUGUUCAUAACCGUUCAACUGCAGGAUCUAGAGAGCUUGUCACAUAGUAGAGACUCAAUAAGCAUUUACAGAACGAAGAAUGAAGAAAUGAAGGAACGAGUAAAGUAUGUCCCAGUGUGGAGAAUCUUCACUGGUACCACUGGAAUAAUCUUUUCUUUUGUGAAGAGAGGUUUGCUUCCUUGAGAAAUUCUGGAUCUAGGAAACAUGCCUUAAGAAUCUUCCUUCUUCUAAAUAAACAAACAAAAACAGAAACAGACCUAUAAAUAUAGAGAACAAACUGAUGGCUAUUAGAGGGGAGGGGCAAAAUGGGUGUAGUGGGAAAAGAAGGGAAUUGUCUUCCUUGGAAUGAAGGGAUUAGAACUCUUAAUGAAAUUUCAACUCCUGAUGAAGUCAUAAUCAUCAGGGCUUACUAAUGCUAAAUAUUGAAAGGCUGAUGGGAUCGUUAUGGUGGAGGGGCUAAGCCGACAGCACUGGAACCCACUGAUUAAUCUCAACAUGGUUAAACAUGAGACAACCUUAUGUGCUUACUGCUGUGAUUUAAUCGGAAGGCACACAACACCACUUAUAAAAUAAUCUUGUAAUAAUGAGAAACUGAAUUGAAAACUAAUUUUCUAGAUCUAACUGCCUGUUUGGAAGGAAUUAUGGGUAAUAUAAGAACAUCUUAAAUGACAUCACAAGAUACAACCAACCAACUCCAUGCUGCAGAAAACACUACAGGAUAAAUGAUUUAGUUUCUUCAACAAAUAAAUGCCCCCUAAAAGGGAUUCUCCAAGAAACAGGAAGAUUGAAUCUCAUCAGCAAAUUCUCACAAGGGGGUAUUUGUCCUGUUUUCACUCUCCCUGCUUGGAGACUGAUGUUCCACACGUCCUUUCAGAUUUGGACUUGCCUUUGUCCAGUGGGGACUUCUGGGAGCCUGCCUCAUUCCAGCACACCCGUACUCCCCCCGGAUCACGGCCACUGCCCCAAAAGGGGGUGUCUCUCAUUUUAGACUGGGAUCAGAAGGAUCCAGAUGGGUUGCCGCUUAUAACUGGUAUACAUUUCAGCCCACGAGCAGAGGUGUGCAAGAAAUAGUAUGAAAUUGUUUUUGUAACUCCACUUAAUUUGUAUUUUAAGCCUGGAUCCCGCUGAAGUCCUGUUUGGAUUUCUACCCAUCCCUCUGCGGAAAUCAUACAGAGCCACAGUCAUGAGGGUUGAGGUGAGAGCAUGAUUACUGUUUAGAGGGGUAUACACUUGUAGCUUAGAGGUCCAGUGGCUCGGUUGCCAUGUUUCCUUUUGGUUUGGUGACUCUUGUGUCAUGGGUGGGACAGGUUGGUUCUGCUCAUAUGCACAACACAGCCAUCUCCUCCGAGAGUUUUUGCCAUAUCUAACCCUCUGACCGCACUUUAGAGAUUCCUUUUCUUUCAUGGUCCACGGACCUCUCUGUGAUGAUAUAGAUCUUAAGCUAGCAGGAAAAGAAGACAGUAAGUGUAUAAUUUCAAAGUUCCUGCUUCUGAUAGGUUUCUGCUCAAGUAUCCUCACUUUCCUGUGGAGUUUGGGAUUUUAGAAAUAAAAGCCCAGAUGAUAAGCACAGUAUUGCUGCUUUCAGCCCUGCAUGUCUUUCCUCUGGCCAGUGAACCCAGAGCCUGCUUCCCACUUGAAUGCAGAAGGGAAAGGGUAAAAAAUAAAGGGAGAAAGGGAAAAAAAGUCAACAAGAACAGAUUCGCAUCUCAAAAUAUCCUUUUACUCUUAAGAAGAUGAGAGCUGAAUUCACGGGAAAGGUUCCAUUGGGAAAAAGGAAUGACUCUUGAAAAUGGGUCUCCGCAUUUGCAAAGGCUGUGUGGGAUCCAGGUCCCCAGAAUGCUCUGACAUCAUCAGUGAGGUCAGAGAACUCUGCUGUGGGCCUGGUGACCUUUGAACCUUAACAGCCCUGUGCUGUAGCGAACCCUGGGCAGUGCUGCUCGUUCUCUGAGUCGUCUGACGUCCUCAGCCAUUUAGGGGACUCAACUAUUUUUGCUUAUAUUGGGCCAUUUCAUCAUAUUUUCUGAGAGUCAAGAAGGGCCAACCAGCGAGGGAAAAGAAGAGCUGGGGGUUAGGUGUCUUCUAAGAAGCUUCUGUAGCUGGUACCAUGAAACAGAGACAAAAGAGGAAACAUCUGGAAGAUGAAGAGUCCCAGGAAACGGCUGAGCAGGGAGGAGGAGUCUCGAAGUUGCAGGAGGAUGCCCUUCAGCUUGGAUCCCCUGGGGUGGCCAAAGGCUGGGGCGCAGGGGUAGGGGAGGUGUCCUCUGCCUCUGAAUACUUCUCCUGUGUUUCUUCUCCACGCAAGUUCAUCCAUGGUGGACUCCGGAGAGUACAUCGAGACAGUACCCAGCCUAGAUCACCCCUAGUCCAGGGUCAGGAGCGAGGGGAGACUGCUCCCCCCUCACACCAGGUCUCCUUCUCGUCCCCUUCAUCCUAUAAGACCUGUGUGUCCUCUGUGUACAGAAACAAAGAGGAAAGGGGCAUGAAAAUAUACUACAUGCAGGUACAAAUGCAAAAGGGUGUGGCUGUCUCCUGGGAGACAGAGGAGACCUCGGAGUCACUAGAGAAGCAGCCGAGGAUGGAAGAAGUGACCCUUCCUGAGAACGUGCGGGUAGGUACUCCCCCCUCUGAUGUGUCCACCAGAAACCUGCUGUCUGACAGCGAGCCCAGCGGGGAGGACAAGGACCACGAGGAGCGGGCAGAGUCAGACAGCCCGCCAGGCUCACCCACUGUUGAGGAGAGACCCAGGGCCAAGACCCCCGACUGGCUGGUGACCGUGGAGACUGGCUUCCGAUGCAUGGCCUGCUGCCGGGUCUUCUCCACCUUGGAGGUCCUCCAGGAGCACGUCCAGUACGGGAUCAGGGAGGGCUUCAGCUGCCAUGUGUUCCACCUCACCAUGGCUCAGUUGACGGGCAUCGUGGAACCUGAGUGCACCCAGGAGGAGGAGGAUGAGAACGAGGAGGAGGGGGAAGAGAAGCAGGAAGAAAAGAACAAGAAGGAGCAGCCCGCGCAGGAGGACCCUCGUGUGAAGCGACCCUGAAGCCAGUGCCCAGGCUGUGUGUUUCAUUCUCCAAAGGACAACAACAGUUGAGAUCCAUGAGCCAUAAAUUCCUGGAAGACGGUGUGGCCUUCUUUUGGGAGAAGGAGAAGAAAGGAUCCUGGGGAUAGGAGCAGAUAAAAUGCCAAUGAUGUGAAGAAAGAUGAAGGAACCGGCAUUCAAUCUGGCAUCACAUGAAAAUAUAAAUACCAUAUGCAAUAAAGGCUGUUUUCCAAACCUUA
Messenger RNA from Felis catus (domestic cat), 3697 nucleotides. RefSeq names its product family with sequence similarity 170 member A (gene FAM170A). Gene Ontology annotation, cellular component: nucleus. Gene Ontology annotation, biological process: fertilization. Bases 2526 to 3458 code for a protein of 310 amino acids. NCBI's taxonomy places the organism in Eukaryota, Metazoa, Chordata, Mammalia, Carnivora, Felidae. The transcript is spliced from 7 exons. The record is from RefSeq and is a predicted model, not a curated record.